CUGGCCACUCACUUUGUGAUGUCUCGCGUGGGGGGAAAUGCUUUGAAUACCUGCGACAUGGCAGCGAGCAUUGAUUGUAGAGAUUGACAGCACCAGAGCGAGCGAGCGAGCGAGAGAGAGAAAGAGAGAGAGACAGACAGAGAGGGAGAAAGAGUUGGAGAGAGAGAGAGAGAGAGAGUUGGAUAGAGAGUUCGAAAAAGAGGGCGGGUGAUAAAGAAGAGAGCAACAAAAGCUAUACUUGUACUUUUGGACAGCUCAACUUCGGCGAACGCAUGCGGGACCUUCUCUGAUUCUGAUGCUGGCGCCGCGUUGACACACGCACACACAACAAAAGAAGACUUUUCCCCCCCACUUGAACCUUUCAUCCGCUUGUCUCUUUUUUUACGACACGGAGAGGACACACGCGCCGCGUUCUCCUCGACUUACGUCGUCAAGCACUGUUCACGCCAACCUCAUGUUACUGCUGUUGGGCAAGCCACUUAGAAGACCCUCUGUUGUCCUGCUGCUGUUCCAACGCUGCACUCUGCUCACAGCACAAACACAGGAACAAACAAAUCCAAGUCUUUUACAUGAAUCCGAAAUCAACGUGCCAGUGAGUCGCUGGAAGCUGGGGAGCGAGUCUUUCAGUUUUUAACCCCACACGCUGACAUGGAAGGCUUUCUUCGUAGCAGCUUUUUACUGAGCAGAGUCAUGUCUUCCAAGCAAACCACGUCUCCUUUUGCCUCUGUGGUUGAUGGAGAUGAGGCCAUGAGCCAGGAUCACUUGUCUUGGGAAAAAGAGGAGAUGACUGACGCCCACUGCACACCGCAGCUGCCGCUGCACAAUCUGCUCCAUGGAAAAACCCAUCCUGAUGAAAUUCAGCCGCUAAGUAGUGUACCUCCAGAGAGUGACUGGGACAGCUUGGUGUCUGCCCAACAGCGCAUGGAAUCUGACAGCAAUAAAGUAUGUUCCCAGUACUCCUUCCGCAACAAUUCCACUUCCCCGCACAAGCCAGAGGAGGGGGCCCGGGAGCGAGGCGACCUGCUGAGCGCAUCAGCGUUUGGAACUCCGGAGCGCCGCAAAGGAAGCCUGGCAGACGUGGUGGACACACUCAAGCAGAAGAAGCUGGAGGAGAUGACAAAGACAGAGCAAGAUGAUUCAUCCUGCAUGGAGAAACUACUUUCUAAAGACUGGAAAGAAAAGAUGGAGAGGCUCAACACAAGCGACCUCCUAGCUGAUGUCAAAGGUACUCCUGAGAGCCUGGCAGAGAAGGAACACCAGCUCUCCACAAUGAUCAGCCAGUUGAUCAGCCUACGAGAGCAGCUCCUGGCUGCCCACGACGAACAGAAGAAGCUGGCCGCUUCACAAAUGGAGAAACAAAGGCAGCAAAUGGAGUUGGCUCGUCAGCAGCAGGAGCAGAUUGCCAGACAACAGCAGCAGCUUCUGCAGCAGCAGCACAAGAUCAACCUCCUACAGCAGCAGAUCCAGCAGGUCCAGGGUCACAUGCCUCCGCUCAUGAUCCCCAUUUUUCCACACGACCAACGCACUCUGGCAGCAGCCGCCGCCGCCCAGCAAGGUUUUCUCUUCCCUCCGGGAAUGUCUUAUAAGCCAGGUGAUAACUACCCCGUGCAGUUCAUUCCUUCCACAAUGGCAGCUGCGGCGGCGUCAGGACUCAGCCCCCUCCAGCUGCAGCAACUGUACGCCGCCCAACUUGCCAGCAUGCAGGUCUCUCCUGGAGCCAAGAUGCCUCCACUCCCGCAGCCCCUCAAUGCCAGUGGACCCAUUUCUCCCUCCUCUCUGAAGAAUGAUAAGAGUUCCUCCAGUCCAAUCACUCAAGUCAAGGAGGAAGGAACACAGCCGCUCAACCUUUCAGCGCGGCCCAAGACAACGGACAUGGUCAAGUCGCCAACUUCCCCGACGCAGAACUUGUUCCCAGGCUGCAAAAGCAACCCAAACAGUUUCGCUAACAAGGGCGGUAUCCCCAGCCCGCUUGGAGGAGGCCUGGGCCGUGGCUCCUCAUUAGACAUCCUGUCAAGCCUCAACUCUACGGCGCUGUUCGGGGACCAGGACACGGUGAUGAAGGCUAUCCAGGAGGCUCGUAAAAUGAGGGAGCAGAUCCAGAGGGAACAGUUGCAACACCACCAGCAGGGCAUGGAGGCAAAGCUGUCUGCCCUCACCGCAGUCGGCCUCAAUAACUGCAGGGUUGACAAGGAAAGGGCACAUUUUGAAGGAAUCGGGCACCACCUUGGCAAACUGGGUGAGGACGGGAAGAUUGGCCACAGAGUCAUUGACCUCACCAGGCCCGAGGAGCUUGACGGAGGCGCUGGGUCAACCGAGGCCAGAGUCUUCAGGGAGUCGAGAGGGAGGAACAGCAACGAGCCGCACAUUAAGAGGCCGAUGAAUGCGUUUAUGGUGUGGGCCAAAGAUGAACGUCGUAAGAUCCUCCAGGCCUUUCCGGACAUGCACAACUCCAAUAUAAGCAAGAUUCUGGGCUCCCGGUGGAAGUCCAUGUCCAACCAGGACAAACAGCCGUACUAUGAAGAACAGGCCCGCCUGAGUAAGCUCCACUUGGAGAAGUACCCCAACUACAAAUACAAGCCCCGGCCUAAGAGGACUUGCAUCAUCGACGGCAAGAAGCUGCGCAUUGGAGAAUACAAGCAGAUGAUGCGCUCACGGCGACAAGAGAUGAGGCAGUUUUUCACUGUGGGGCAACCGCCACAAAUUCCCAUUACCACAAGCGCCAGUAUGGUCUAUCCCGGCGCCAUCGCCAUGGCAACGACGACGCCCUCGCCCCAAAUGACAUCAGAGUGCUCGAGCGCGUCGGUGAGUCCUGAACCGACCAUUCCCGUCAUUCAGAGCACCUUCAACAUGAAGCUGGAGGCCAACAACAUAGCCAACAACAGCGAGCCGGUCAAUGGCGAGGAUGACAUGGACAUGUUCGAAGACUUCGAGGACGAGCCCAAAUCAGACUACAGUAGUGAAAAUGACACACAUGAGCCGGUCAGAGCCAACUAAUGGACGCCCAGCGGGAAGUGUUAAGACAGCACCACCGAGGUUUGAAAGUGUUCACAAGGAGGAUGAAAACAUGAUGCAAGCCAGCAUGCACAUGUGGCUUCGGUAAAUCAAAAAAAAAAAAAAAGCUAUUCGGUCUUAAGUGUUUCUUUAUGUGUGUGCGUGUAGCUAUUUUUUUUUUUUUCUCAUGUCAUUGCGGUAAUGGACAACGAAAACAAAAUGGCUGUGACGGAGAACGUACAGAACUUGAAAUCAAACAUUUGCUCAUUAUUACGGUUAUCGAUCGUGUUUCUCAACCAUUUCGGGACGUGACAUUCGUGUCUCACUCAGGUAUUGUGUGCCAGCCAACAGCUUGCGAAUGUGUUUGAUCACCAUGGCGACAUCACCAGUUUCAAAGGUCACGUGAUUCCAACAUGCGUCAGUAUCGGUACAAUGUACUUUGUAUGCUAUCAAACUCCUGAGGUAGUGCAUCGGUGCCAAAACAAAUCAUUUGUAAGGUUAAGGAAGCGACACUUAAUCUCAAUUUGUUAUGGAUACAAAUAUGAGUCAGGAAGAAGGGAGCAGCUCCCUCUAAUCAUAAGCCAAACCAUAGCCCAAUCAACUCAGAACAAAGCAGUACCGCAUCUCCACUCGCUCUUUCCCAGUUUUACUAGCCAUUCCCAGUCAGCAAUUUGUUAAUCUGAGUGAUUGUAAUCAGGCCAGAAUGCUUCAGGGCCAACAGGCCGCCAAUCCGCCGGAUUGGAAGAGCAGCGAAAAGGCAGCUUUAGAGGCAUUACAAUCUCAAAUUGUGAAGCGACACAACAUUCUCCUAAACGCUUUAGCCCCAUUUGGAGGGCACAUUUAAAGUCUUAGCUCCUAAACUUUUUUUUAAUUCUUUUUCCACAUUGUAAAUCUUAAAACAGACGCUAAGAAGUCUUAAAGCGGAGCACAGUCAUUGGGUCGAUGCAAUGACUUGAUUACUGGCGCAGUCUUAAGACGUGAGGGCAUUUGUACAAUAGACAACCUAAAACAUUGGUCAAGUGCACUUAUUCUCAUCGUGUCCCCUUUUAAACCACGUCUCAAAAAGGGCCUCGUAUUGUCUAGGCUGGGGGUGUCCAAAAUGUUACUUUCAAGGGCUGCAUACAGAAAAAUUCUUGAAGGAUGCCGUGCUCAGUUUGACGUGCUUCACCUUUAAACAGGCUCUAAAUUGAAUUCAGAAAUAUGCUUCUCAAUGUCUUGCGCAUGUUUGAAGAUAACUUCUGAUGAUGUGCAAACACUGAGAGCUACGUAAGACUACAUUUUGAAGAUAGAGCGUUCAACGCUUAGUCGUCCACCGUUUCAGUUUUCGGAAAAGUGUGUGGGGAGGUGGGCAGGGGGACAUUCAUCUUUUCAGGUCAUGAUUGUGAUAUUUGAUCAACAGUUCACAUUUGAACAGGGGCGGAGUUUUGGCCCACUCACGUUCAGCAGACAAACCCACAGCGUCACUCACUUUUCACGAUUUUGAAGCCAAUUUAUACUUUUUCCCUUUAAAAUGGCCCUCGGGCCAUAGUUUGGACACCUUUAGCCUAAAAGCUGACAAGUGACCUCCUCGCCUCAUUAAAGCUCCUUGAACAGUCAAAGCCUCCAUAUUUUGAGGCAGAGAUCCUCUUUAUGGGGCGCAAGGUUUAAGUGGCUCCCCGCACCCCGCCCCCGAAGCCCUACCUUGACCCCUGCCCGGUGUAGCCUGAGUCCACAGGGGGCGCCAUCUGGCUCUGAGAGAACACACAAGGCCAACAAUAGAAGCGAAGGUGCGCGUCCCUCCAUCAAAGUGCUGGAAGUGAGGCCUCGGCAGGGCUCGUGCCGCGGCCCGUUCGCCAGUCGCUGGCGAGCAGAUGGAACAAGUACAUCAAGCUGUGGGGGAUUAUUAAAAUGAGUGACGACUGGAAAUCGUGUGAAAUGCGGCAUUAUUAAUGCAUGACUUGGGUUAUUCCCCCGCUUGCCCUUGAAUCCCUCCAUUUUAGAUCCCACCGGCCGAUCACUGGAUCUCCGCUGCAUUGCCUCCCAAAUGCUACAAAUUUGUAUCACUUCAUCCUAUUUGAGGGUGCAUCCAUCUUGUGUCUCAUGAAUUAUUUGUAUUUAUUGUCUAUUUUCUGAACUUAAGCUACAACACACACUUUACAGAGUGGAUAUCCAGACAAUUUCUGUUCCUCCUGUCUGCUGGUGGCUGGACUGAUUUCUAUGUGAUUGUAAAUAUCAUCAAUAUGACCAUGCCUCACAUAUUCAGUGGGGGCUAUCUACAAAGGACGGAAACUUGACUCUGCUCACGUGGAAAGGACAGAGGAGGGGAAAAAAAACCCUCACAGGAAGAAAAAAAAACAAUAAGACGAUCUCGUAUAGGAGACGCUGUAUCAGAAGUGUUUGAAGCACUGGAUAUAAAUUGUAUUUUUGAUCAAUUCUGAUUAAUGUGAAUCUGUUUGAGGAUUAAAAAAAAACACCAUGAAUUACGUAACUAAAAUCCCCAGAUGGACUCAAAUGGGUUUGCUCUCACAGUUGCCAGACUAAUGUGUGUGUGUGUUUUUUUGUCUAUUUAGUUUAUUUAUGCAAAGACGUGAUGGGUGAACGCUUUGCUGAGGCUGCCUUGGAGAGAAACUUCCAAAUUUGACCGCAGGCUUCCUUUAGCCAAGAAACACCAGGCUGUUGUGUAUGAAUAUAUUGUUGUAUUUAUUACUAGCUACCAGAAAUGUCAGUAAAACAACAAAAGGAGAAUCAGAGAGUCAGUAUGAGGAAAACAAAUGAUUGAUGAAUUGGGAGUAACAAAAUGUACCACCUUAUUUAGGUUUUAUUGUACAUAUAUAAUAAAUCUAUUUUUAUGUGAUUAUUUGGUCAAUAAGUUAUGUAUGUGGCUAAUCUAUUUGAUUUCUUUUAUCUUUCUAUGUGAGUUCACCUUUGAAAAAUGUCACUGUACCUUGAAAAGAUACUGAAUGCUUAUCAGGCUUAUUUCUGAUAAUCAUCCCUGGACUAAUUCAAAGCAAUCAAUCAAAACGAGUUACAGUGGUGGCUUUAGAUACAAUUUUAAUUCCUUCCAUCAUUAAAAACAGUCAUAUCCCAAAUCAUGUUUUCCUACUAAAAUGAAUGUGAAAACCAUUAAUCCAUUCUAAAACACAAAAGUUUGUUUUUUAAUGCGGAAAAUCAUACUCUGUAUUACGGUAAUGUAUAAAAUAUAUACAGGUAGUCAUGACAUACUUAAAUAGAAUAUUUGUGAUCAUAUAUAUAACCUAUAUAGCCGUCGUCGAAAGGGUGAAAACACAUCGACUACCUCCGCUAUUUGUAAGCCCGUUAAUGCCAUUUUGUAUUUUUGUGUAUUAGCUUGCGGAAGGCAAAGUCGUGUUGUUUUUAAACACGGUGUAAUGCCCUUUGUUUUAUUUUUAGUUUGACAGUAAACUUCAACAUAUGGAAAAUGGCUUAUUAUACCCGGCAAAGUGUUGCUUGGGGUGCACUCGCAGCUGGAAUCGUUGCUCACAUGUCAAAGCAAAAAAAUAAAUAAAAACUGAAGGAAAACUUGUAUCUAAAGUCACCACUGUAUAGCUUUUUGUCAUGCUUUUCUAGCAAAGUAAAAGUAGGGCAUUGACUUCAACAAGAAGCACUUGAUAUAGAAAAAUUUGAUCAUCAUCAUGGUACAACCUAACAGCACUAAAUGGUGACAGAAGACAAAAAUAGUCGUGCAUUGACAUCAUGAACAAGUGUGAUCGUUUGUCAACGCGUUUUCUAUCAUUUGAGAAGUGGGAAUGUGCAUAUAUUUAAUAGUGGCAAAAUGCUGUUCUCUUCUUGCUAAUUGAUUUUUUUCUUCUCAUGCUUUCAAAUGAUUUGUUUCUUAUCCAUGUCAUGUUUUCUCUUAAUCCUCCAUGCAGAAAGUUGGAUUGAACAACAAAGGACAAAACGCGCAUAUGCUGGUUCUAUCCUUUUACUGUCAUUUGAUUUCUUUUUUUCUUUUUCAUUUCUUCAUCUGUUGGAGCAAAGAAUAUGGUGGGAACGUUGUGUGUGUUAAUUUAAUCAACACAAUUCACUGACAUGCUGGACUGACUUACUAGCUGCUGUUCAGAAGGGCAACAUCAUGUUUUGGUGUUGUUCUAGAGGUACUUUUUGCUUUCUAGUGGUUUCUCAAGCAACACUGUGUCAGGCUCUUCCAUCACCCGAGCCUUGAUUUUCUAAAUGGCUGGCAGUCUGCGUAAAUAUAUAAAUAUACGUUGUUGUUUUUUUGUUUUUUGUUUUUCCUGGCAGGUACUGGUACCUACAGUAGGCAAAUGGAAAGUAUCGUUUGGGUGUUAUUAGAGAGGAAAAGGAAUUACAUAGUGUCUGUUGCUGCUUUAAAAACAAACAAAAACAAAAAAAGAACUUUAUGUCUGAAUAUGUAAAUAGUAUAUCAUAUCUUGUACAGUCCAAUGUAAAGUUUUUAAUUCAACUUAAUAAUGUUGCCAUCAUUGUGUUCACAUUCUUUAUACAUGACAAAAGAUUAUUUGCUCGGUGAUAUUGCUCAAAAGAACAAAAAUGUUUGUUUCGUUUGUUUGGCUUCCUAGUGUCCACAAGCAGCUCUUUGGUUUCCAUGUGCAGUAUUGACGUGCUAAACUUAAGGUGAAUCCUUUGACAGUUAACGUGAGAGUGUGUGUGCGUGCGAGUGUGCGUGUGUGUGUGUGUAGUGCAAUCUCCCUUGCUUUUGUAGUCCGACUAUAUCAAGUUAAAACAAACCAAGAUAUCAAUAAAUCAAUGAUAUAUUUGGGUGCAUUUAGGCGCCAUGGAAAUGUGCAUACUGUCUAAAAAAAAAAAACAAAUAAAGAACUAAAUGAUCCCCGGCAAGAUUCAGUUGCGGCAUUUUAUGGUGUAAAAGCAUUUCUGUACGUGUCAGUCCAUUGUAAUAUUAUGACAGGAGGCUGGCUAGUGCGCCUGUUUCCUCUGCUCAUUUACCUCAAGAAGUUCCUCCCUUUGUGUAAACGAGAAGAAAAUUGUGUUGCAGAGAGCUUCUCACAUCACUCCAUCUUUUGUACUGCUGUUGACACUUACACAUUAAAGAAGCAAUUUGUUUAAA
This is a messenger RNA of Hippocampus zosterae (dwarf seahorse), 8029 nucleotides long. It is a transcript of the gene sox6, whose product is annotated as SRY-box transcription factor 6. The record is from RefSeq and is a predicted model, not a curated record. Gene Ontology annotation, cellular component: nucleus. Bases 649 to 2994 code for a protein of 781 amino acids. Gene Ontology annotation, molecular function: RNA polymerase II cis-regulatory region sequence-specific DNA binding; DNA-binding transcription factor activity, RNA polymerase II-specific. The transcript is spliced from 18 exons. NCBI's taxonomy places the organism in Eukaryota, Metazoa, Chordata, Actinopteri, Syngnathiformes, Syngnathidae. Gene Ontology annotation, biological process: central nervous system development; cell fate commitment; regulation of transcription by RNA polymerase II.